Penicillium oxalicum is the source of this 228-nucleotide messenger RNA. Its product is annotated as NADH:ubiquinone oxidoreductase subunit NDUFA3. The record is from RefSeq and is a predicted model, not a curated record. The transcript has 2 exons. NCBI's taxonomy places the organism in Eukaryota, Fungi, Ascomycota, Eurotiomycetes, Eurotiales, Aspergillaceae. The coding region runs from base 1 to 228 and encodes 75 amino acids.
AUGUCUACUCCUCAAUUCUGGUCUACUCCCCUGCGGUACCUCCGCUGGGCCUCGCACGAGAAGCCCGCCAUCUUCUACUCCCUCAUCAUCGGCUCCAUGGGCCCCGUUGCGCUCGUCACUCUGCCCCCACUUCGCCGCGCGCUGGGUGAUGUUGACCCGGAGCCAAUUCCCAUGACAUACCCAAUCCCCAAGGGCCCCCGCGUGGUGCCCAAGGGUUACGAGGACUAA